Messenger RNA from Aspergillus tanneri, 375 nucleotides. Its product is annotated as VOC family protein. Lineage: Eukaryota; Fungi; Ascomycota; Eurotiomycetes; Eurotiales; Aspergillaceae. Bases 1 to 375 code for a protein of 124 amino acids. The transcript is spliced from 2 exons. The record is from RefSeq and is a predicted model, not a curated record.
AUGGCGUUUGACCAUAUCGGCAUUCGGGUCCCGCCUAGGAUAUUUUCUGCUACCCUUGCAUUUUAUCUGUCUGCUCUGAAGCCACUUGGAUAUAAAGAGAUGAUGCGCCCCAUUGAAAACUGUGUUGGCCUGGGUGUCGACCGUCCAGAAUUCUUCCUUACUGCCGACCACGAAGUCCCCGCCAACCAAAAGGUACACCUCGCUUUCAAAGCCGAUAAUCACACCACUGUCGAUACCUUUUAUUCUGCAGGUGUUAAAGCUGGCGGUACUUGCAAUGGACCCCCGGGCCCACGGCCUGAAUACAACACACCCACAUACUACGCCGCUUUUGUCCUCGACCCAGCCGGGAACAAUAUAGAGGCUGCGUAUGAAUAA